AUGAAUCGAAAACUUAUUUCAUUGAUUAAUUCAACAACAACGACGCCACCACCAACAACUCAUCAAACAUGGGACACUAUUCCUCAGAAACUUUUAAACGACUUGGGACAAUUGGUGAAAGCAAAUAGUAUCGAAGGUGUGAAAAGGCCCAAUGUUGUAGUCGUGUAUACACCAUGGAAAAAUUUGAAGAAAACUGGUGAGAUGGAUGUUGGACAAGUCUCGUUUCACAAUCCUA
Molecule: messenger RNA, 235 nt
Organism: Ambispora leptoticha
Lineage: Eukaryota; Fungi; Glomeromycota; Glomeromycetes; Archaeosporales; Ambisporaceae
Source: the annotation of a GenBank genome assembly